This is a messenger RNA of Penicillium griseofulvum, 1290 nucleotides long. Its product is annotated as epoxide hydrolase. Gene Ontology annotation, biological process: epoxide metabolic process. Gene Ontology annotation, molecular function: epoxide hydrolase activity. The record is from RefSeq and is a predicted model, not a curated record. NCBI's taxonomy places the organism in Eukaryota, Fungi, Ascomycota, Eurotiomycetes, Eurotiales, Aspergillaceae. The transcript is spliced from 4 exons. The coding region runs from base 1 to 1290 and encodes 429 amino acids.
AUGAUCUCAGUCACCCCAUACAACAUCGCCGUUCCGGAUGAGAAACUGCAACAGCUCCGCCAUAAGCUGGAAUAUACUACCUUCCCGGAUGAGCUCGAGGGUUCGGAGUGGGACAUGGGCGUUCCCCUCCACGAAAUCAAGAGACUUAUUGCCGUGUGGCAUAAUGAUUUUGACUGGCGUACCCAAGAGCGGAAGCUCAAUGAGCAACUCAAACAAUUCAACGUUCGAGUAGGAGUAGAAGGCUUCGGAGAACUGGAUAUACACGCCGUGCAUCAUCGGAGCGGAAAUUCAAAAGCAAUCCCAUUGCUUUUUAUACACGGGUGGCCCGGCAGCUUCCUCGAAGCCGCCAAGCUUAUCCCACUACUCACUAAUAGCGGGGAUGGCCCAAUAUUCGAUGUCGUGGCACCUUCAUUGCCAAAUUUUGGAUUCUCGCAGGGUGUCAAGAAGAGAGGAUUUGGGCUGGCACAGUAUGCAGAAACUCUACACAAAGUGAUGAUCGCACUAGGCUACGAAAAAUACGUUAUUCAAGGAGGUGACUGGGGAAGUAUUAUUGCCCGUACCAUGUCUCAGUACUACCCUGAACACACCCAAGCCAUCCAUCUGAACUUCAUUCCCGUCAUGCCACCCUAUCCAUGGCGAAGCCCCUAUCAGUUUUUCAAAUCACUGUUAUCUGUACCUUUCUCAGCAAAAGAUCGUGGCUACAUUGCCCGGACAUUGGGAUAUGUCACCAGCGGCAACGCAUACAUGAAACAGCAAUCAACUCGACCACAAACUCUAGGGUAUGGACUUCACGAUAGUCCUGUCGGGUUAUUAGCUUGGAUCUAUGACAAAAUGCAUUCUUGGUCUGACAAGUACCCCUGGACGGAUGAGGAGAUCUUGACCUGGGUUAGUAUAUAUUACUUCUCCACCGCUGGGCCAAUGGCGUCGACGAGGAUCUACUACGAGGCUUCAGCGCCAAAGGGUAGUGGAAGUGCGACGAUCUCGGAGGAUGACGCUCAGGAGGAGCCGGUGAAAAAGAUAGACCUGAAUUACAUGUCGGCUGAACAAGUUCUCGAGGCUCGGGCACCGCAGAAUGUGUGCUUUGCGGUGGCACAGUUCCAUGAGGAGAUUGUUAUGUGGCCUAUGGCGUGGUAUCGAUCAAUUGGGAACAUUGUGCAGGAAACAGAGUAUGAUCGUGGUGGUCAUUUUGCGGCCUGGGAAGUGCCUGAUCUAUUGGCUUCUGAUAUCAAAAAGUUCCUAGGGAAUAAUGGGCCAGCUUAUGGGGUGAUAGCAGACAGAGAUGGUUAUUGA